This is a messenger RNA of Microplitis mediator, 2552 nucleotides long. RefSeq names its product prion-like-(Q/N-rich) domain-bearing protein 25. Lineage: Eukaryota; Metazoa; Arthropoda; Insecta; Hymenoptera; Braconidae. Bases 767 to 2059 code for a protein of 430 amino acids. The record is from RefSeq and is a predicted model, not a curated record. The transcript is spliced from 6 exons.
CUUUAGCGACUUGACUCAUAGAACUUAUUUUGACGAGAAUAAAAUUUUCUAACAAAUUUCCAUUAGCAUUUUUAAUGUACUUUCAUUGGUUUACGUUCUGCAAGCCAAUAAAGGUCUAUUUUAUAGGAAAAAUAACUUCCGCAACCGACACAAGUAAAACAGCUGGAAUCACAGCUGAGUAACUAUGGGCACUUUUGAAGAACGCCAAAUGCCCUACAAUUUGCGACCAAAACCGCGUCGAUAUCAUAAAACGCAGCUGAGUAUUAGAAAGUUAAAAAAAAAGUAAUUUAAUUUACGUGUAUUUUAAAUGGGAAAUCUUUAAAAUCAAAUAGAAUGUACUUAGGAUUGGAAUCAAAAGCUCAAACUUGGCAGGAAUUUUAGUUUCAGCAUAAAAAACAAUAUUUUGCUUGAUGAGCAACAAAAAAAAUACUUUUGCCGGAAACGAAGCACCCUACUGUACAUAUUGUUAAGAAGUAAUCCCUCGCAGAUUUGAAUCACGGUGGAAACACCGUGGAAGUUUAAAAACCGUGGAUCCACCGUGGUCACACGGUGGGUUUGUUCCAUUUUACCACCGCGUAAUCACAGUGGUAAAAUGGAACAAACCCACCGUGUUUCCACCGUGAUUCAAAUCUGCGAGGAAAUCACAAUAAUUAUGAAUAAUUAUACGAGUUGAAAAUUUUUAUUUUAAUUAAAAUUUACAUUAAUGUUACACUAGUGUAAUCCUAUUCUUGCAAAUCCAUGUUGUGACGAAACAGAUGAAUGCAAGAUGGUUGGAUUUAAAAACAACCAAAAUAUAUAUGCGUGUUCAAAAUCAGAAAAAUUAGAAACGCAUUGUGAAAGUAGUUUAGAUUGCAUGGGAAUAGUCUUCGCGAACUGUAACACCAAUAAAAAAUGUGAAUGUUUACUCAAUUAUUCAGUAGUAAAUGGAACUGAAUGUUUUCCGCUGUUAGGUGGUAAAUGUUGGAGGAAUGAUGAAUGUUUGGUCAAUAAUUCUGUUUGUAUCGAUGAACAAUGCGUAUGUAAACCUGGAUUUAUAUCAAAAUUUAAUGAUCAAUGUAUACGCAGCCAAUUAGGGCGAUAUUGUGAAAACGACCAUAUGUGUAAUGACAUAAUGCAUGCUCAAUGCUCUGAAAAUAUGUGUACAUGUAGAUCGCAACAUAGUGUAAAAAAUUCAGCAAAAUGUUUAUCGCAUUUAGGCGGAUAUUGUAAAAAUUCUAAAGAAUGUGCCCCCGAAAAUUCUAUUUGUAUUGAUAAUAAAUGUCAAUGUAAUAAUGAAUAUAUAUCUAAGACUAAUGAGCAAUGUGUACCAACACCAUUGGGAAAAGCUUGUCAGAAUAAUGACAAUUGUAACGAAAUAUCUUUUACCGAGUGUUUAGAUAAUAAAUGUGUUUGCAAAAAAAAUUACCUUGUAGUAAAUAACACCAGAUGUUCGCCACUUUUGGAAGAAAUUUGUAACGAUGAUGAAUCAUGCGCAGUCGAUAAUUCUGCUUGUAUUAAUAAUAAAUGUCAAUGCAAUACUCAUUUCGUAGCUGAAUACAACGACAAAUGUGUACCUCGACGAUCCUGCUCCAAUGAUUAUGAGUGUGGAGAUAUAUGGCAUUCAGAAUGUUCGGAUCGUAGAAGAUGUGUUUGCAAAAAAAAUCAUAUUGUUGUAGAUAAUUCAAGAUGUCUACCAUUAUUAGGUGGAUUAUGUUUUCCUGGAGACCAUUGCGCACCAGAUAAUUCUGUUUGUAUUCAUAAUUCGUGUCAAUGUAAUUCUAACUACAGAGUCAAAUCCAACAAUCAAUGCAUACCAAUACAAUUGGGACAGUCAUGUAAAUCCAAUCGCGAUUGUGAAGAAAAAUUGCAUGCUGUAUGUUCUAUAGAUAAAAUAUGUGUAUGUAGAGAAAAUAAUGUUUUUCUCAAUAAUUCUACAUGUGCACCAAUAUUAGGUGGAUAUUGUGAUGCCAGUAAUCUCUGUGUACCUGAUAAUUCUGUUUGUAUUAAUGAUAAAUGUCAAUGCAAAAAAGACUUUACAUCGAUAUCUAAUUAUCAGUGUCUUCCACGUAAGUAUAUUUGAUAAAAAAGUAUAUGUAUUACUGUGUAUUCUUUGUUAAUUAUUAAAUUUUAUUAUCAUUUUUCUAGUGUGGGAUUAAUGUGAUUGGUUUUUCUGUGUUGUAAACACCCUUGCAGAUAAUGAAAGAUUUGAUGACAAUUAAAAAAUAAUAAAUAAAACAAAUUAAUAUUUUGUAACUAUAAAUUACAAAUAAAAUAAAAAUAUAGAAUCAGAAAAUUAAUUAAACAAAAAUACUUGAAUUUUUUAAUGAUUUUAAUAACUUUUUUUGAAGUUAUUGUUUUCAUCCCGAUUUUCGAAAAUCGAGUUGUCAUCAGAAGUCGACGUUUUGAGGUCCUAGGAAGCUAUUCUGACGCUUUUCACCAUGAUGCUCGCGCGUGUGUGUGUGUGCCUGAACGCACUAUAGCUUUUAAACUAAUUAAAUGAUUUGAAUGGUUCUUGCGGCAAUCAAAAGAUCUUGUUAGCCAUCAAUUUUCCUGUGAAUUUCAGAUCAGUCAAU